AUUGGCUCGGGGCGAGGAGAGCGGAGCGGCGGAGCCGCCGCCUUGCAGCCGGGCCCGGGAGUCGGGGAGCCGGCCGCGCCGCCGCGAUGAGGACGGCUGUGGUGCUGCUGCCGGCGCUGGCCGCGCUGGGCGCCUACUACGUGUACCUGCCGCUGCCCGGCACCAUGUCGGAGCCCUGGAAGCUCAUGCUCAUGGAUGCUUCUUUCCGGGCCAUCCAGGAGACGUGCAACCUGGUUCACUAUCUAAGACUCAGCCAUCACUUGACAGUCCUGAAUUAUGUGAUUGGUGUCCUUGACAAAUUGGAGAACCCAUCCUCUGAACUGGUGAAGAUCAAAGAUACCCAGUUUGAUGGAGUAGAAGUCAGAGUGUUUGAACCUUCCAAGAAGGAGGACAAGGCACUAAGGCGUAGCGUGGUUUACAUCCAUGGUGGAGGUUGGGCCUUGGCAAGUGCAAGAGCAAGCUCCUAUAACAAUCUCUGUAAAAUCAUGACAGAAUCUCUGAAGGCUGUAAUUGUGUCAAUUGAAUACAGGCUGGUCCCAAAGGUUCAUUUCCCUGAGCCAUUCAACGAUGCUUUCCGUGCAGCUAAGCAUUUUUUGCAGCCUGAUGUCCUAGCAAAAUACUCGGUUGACCCAAGUCGAAUUGCAAUAUCUGGUGAUAGCGCAGGAGGGAAUUUGGCUGCUGCUGUGUGCCAGCAGCUGAGUCGAGACACCAGUGUAACUAACAAACCAAAACUGCAGGCUUUGAUUUAUCCAGUCCUUCAGGCAUUAGAUUUUAACACCCCUUCAUACAGACAGAACAUGAAUAUGCCUGUUCUUCCCCGAUUUGUCAUGAUAAAGUUCUGGAUAGACUAUUUCAAUGGUAAUCCUGACUUCGCCCACUCAAUGGUAAUUAACAAUCAUACUGCCCUUGAUGUGAGCCAGGCUGUUCCUUACAAGGGGCAUCUGAACUGGAGCUCUCUCCUCCCUUCAGUAUUCAAAAAGAACUACAAGCCUGUAAUACAAACCACAGGGAAGGCUGAAAUCCUCCGGGAAAUACCUGAACUACUUGAUAUACGUGCAACUCCAUUGCUAGCAGAAAAAGACAUUUUGCAACUACAACCAAAGACUUACAUCCUGACAUGUGAGAAUGAUGUCCUUAGAGAUGAUGGGGUAAUGUAUGCAAAACGGUUAGAGAACGCUGGUGUGGAGGUCACACUGGAUCAUUUUGAGGACUGCUUUCAUGGCUGCAUGAUCUUCACUGUCUGGCCUACGGAUUUUUCUGCAGGACUUCAGACCAGGGAGAGCUACAUAAAGUGGCUUGAUCAAAACCUUUGAAGGAAGAAAAAUUAUCUCUAGAAAGCACAAAGUGGUCUAUCUAAAGCCCGCUGCUUCCAAAAAAAAAUGUGCACUUUUACUCUGACAUCAUCCAUUCGAGAUUGUGUCAUAGCCUUCAUUUUGUGUACCACUAACUGCUUGGUUCAUUAGCUUGAAUAGCCUUGACAGGCAUAGCAAUUUGUAAAAUGCUUUUUUAAAAAGCUAGUCAAUGUGAGUUUCAGGUGGUGCCUUAAUUGCUGCCACAAUGAAUAAAUCCUGAGCAGGUGUAAGCAAGUACAUCAGUAUUCCUGAAACUUAAGUCUGAAAAUUCCUGAAACAGAAUUUUCAAGUCUGGCUACCUACUAUUAGACAAAGACCACAGUUUUCAAAAUGGAGUCACUAACAUUAGCCAUCUCAAUCUUUUAUUUAGGCACUUAACUAGGAGAAGCCUACUUUUCAGACUAGCUAAGCAUCCGCACGCUUGACUGAAGAAGCCAAGGGAUGCUGUGGGUGCCCCUCCACCUUGAAAAGUGGUGAAGGUGCUCAACAGUGAAUUUAGGCACUGGGCCUUUAAGGAUAUAGACUUACUGUUAUUUAUUAAUUUUUUUAAAUUCCAGUUUUGAGGCAGUUGAAAGGCAAGCUUCUUAGCCAAAAAUGGAAACUGCUUUGCAAUUUGGCCCUUAUUAUGAUAGUUCCUUUAAACCAACACAGGGUUAAAUAGCUUUUAAAAAGGAAGUAGCAUAGGGAAGUCCUUCUUUUGGUUUUAAGAGAGAUAACAUGGGGCCUAUAAGGCACACUGCUCCUACACAUACUUGUUGUAAAACAGUGAUUCUCAACUAGUGUGCCACAGUUGAGAUCCUUUCAAGGGUACCACACAAUGUUAACACUGUUAGGUGUGCAAACAUGAUUCACAAGACGAACUGAGAGAUUUAAACACGGAUCCAAAGUGUUAAAAUCAUCUGACCUAUUAUGAUUUUUCUGAGUCCUUUUGCAACAGAAAAACUGAUCUACUAUUUUUCCAUUAAAAAAAAAAAAACAAGUGAAAACUAAGAACUGGCAUUUUCCAAGGGCUGCCUCAUAUCUAUAAACAGUUGGGAACCCCUGCUAUAAAGGCUUACACAAAGCACUUUAUGCAAACAAAAUAAAAACCCUAAAGUCCACACAGAUUAAAAAAACAGUCAAAAGGCACCACCAGUGUCUUGCCACUACAAUGGGAGUAGGUAUUAGUUAUCAGGUUAUGUGUAGAACUAGAUCUUACAUGAAUUUACCACUUUACGGUUGCAUUUUUGGCUAACUGCCCUGCCUGUGUCUCGCUUUAGAGCCUUUUCAAUUUUAUGACCACUUUAAAAUAAAUAUGAAGUGUUCUAAAAAUAACUCCUGUGGUUUGCACUAGUGUUUGUAUUUAAUGUUAGCAAUUUUUGUUCGUUGAAUUUCUGCUGUGCUUGUAGCUUCCAGUCCAUUGUCUUCCAUGCUUGCUGGAAGCAAGCAAGCAAAAUCACAAGAGCUAGGCUUGAAUCUGCAGUCUAGAUCCAGCCUGAAACUCUGCUGCAUCUCUUCCUACCAUGGACUGAAUCCAAAUCUCAGAAAGGAAUAGCCUUGGCUAUUAUGGAAAAUAACUGGAGAACCAUGACUUGAACUUGUAAGACAAGGAAAUGGAAGCUACUUACAACAGUGUUUAUGGAAAAUAACUGGAGAGUCAUGACUGAACUUGUAAGACAAGGAAAUGGAAGCUACUUACAACAGUGUUUAUUCUGCAUAAUGUUUAUUACAUGCAAAA
Molecule: messenger RNA, 3069 nt
Organism: Gavialis gangeticus (Gharial)
Lineage: Eukaryota; Metazoa; Chordata; Crocodylia; Gavialidae
Gene: NCEH1
Product: neutral cholesterol ester hydrolase 1
Exons: 5
Coding region: 87-1313 (408 amino acids)
Cellular component (GO): membrane
Molecular function (GO): carboxylic ester hydrolase activity
Source: RefSeq, a predicted model, not a curated record